Messenger RNA from Melopsittacus undulatus (budgerigar), 897 nucleotides. RefSeq names its product baculoviral IAP repeat containing 7 (gene BIRC7). The record is from RefSeq and is a predicted model, not a curated record. NCBI's taxonomy places the organism in Eukaryota, Metazoa, Chordata, Aves, Psittaciformes, Psittaculidae. Bases 1 to 897 code for a protein of 298 amino acids. Gene Ontology annotation, molecular function: ubiquitin protein ligase activity; cysteine-type endopeptidase inhibitor activity involved in apoptotic process. The transcript is spliced from 5 exons. Gene Ontology annotation, cellular component: nucleus; cytoplasm. Gene Ontology annotation, biological process: positive regulation of protein ubiquitination; regulation of cell cycle; negative regulation of apoptotic process.
AUGGCACCGGUCUCCGCUCCUCCUCUCGCCUACACCCAACCGGGCCCCGUCUCCUCACAUGCCCCCGGGGCCGCGCCACCCGGAGCCUUGCCCGCCGCCGCCUCCGAGGCCGCAGCGAGGGACGGAGCCGGAGCCUUCAACUCCAAUGGCGUAUCAAAAUACCUGCAGAGAUUUAGUUUGAACAAGAACAUGGGGGACAGGAAACCAGCAAAGGAGCCAGAGCCCAGGACUACUUGCCAUCUGUUUAAAUGGAGCAUGAGGAAUGAAGCAAGAAGACUGAGAACUUUUCGGCAGUGGCCAGCAGACUCACCUGUAUCCCCUCAAGAUCUGGCCAGGGCUGGCUUUUACUAUCUUGGUCCAGGAGAUGAAGUACGGUGUUUCUGCUGUAGUGGUAUCCUGAAGGACUGGGUACCUGGCGAUUGCCCAGUAGCAGAGCACCGGAAGUACUUCCCUUCCUGUAAAUUCAUUCGUGGUGAGCCUGUUGGGAACCAAGGGAUGCCUCCUCAUCCUCAGGAAGCUGCUGACGCUGUGGAUGGGCAGGUUGUCAGCGUUUUGCAGGGGGUGAACAGUGAGGAGGCGGCCGUGCCCCGUGCACCAGAAAACCCAGCAAUGGUAGCAGAGGAGACAAGACUAUUGACAUUUCAGGGCUGCCCACUAUACCCUAACGUGAAUUAUCAGGCACUAGCUAGAGCAGGAUUCUUCUACACAGGACAACGUGGUAUACUGAAGUGCUUUCACUGUAAUGGAAGUGUGAGGAUCUGCCAGCUUGAGGCUGAUCCUUGGCGGGAGCAUGCCAAACGGUUUCCAAGGUGUGAAUUCUUAUUGCAGUCAAGGGGGAGAGAGUUUGUUAGCAGUGUUCAGGAGUCCCUCUCUAACACCCAAGUUCCAGUGAGUUAA